AUGUGGGGAAUGCCUGUUUUUCUUCUACUGGCAGCUGGAGUGUUCACCAAGAUACCCAUCGAUCGGCAGACUCUGGAACUCACAGAUGACAAAGUUGGAUGGCCUGCCAUUGUUGUUCUUGUCUCCAUGAUUCUCUUCGUUGCUAGCUACGCAGCUGGUCUUGGCUGCGUGCCCUGGCAAGCCAAUGAGUUCCUCCCCAUGGAAGUCCGUGCUAUGGGAACAAUGAUGAUCGACAUGUGCAUCUGGGGACCUAAUAUCAUCGUCUCGUCCACUUUCCUAUCAAUGAUGCGCGGAAUAUCCCCCUCUGGCACCUUUGGCUUCUACGCUGCGUUGUCUUUCCUAGGUUUUGUCUUUGUCUUCGUCUGCUAUCCCGACGCUGCUGGAAUGACCUUUGAGGAGAUCCGUGUCGUCUUUGAUCAUGGAUUCGGAGUUCGUUAG
Molecule: messenger RNA, 438 nt
Organism: Fusarium musae
Lineage: Eukaryota; Fungi; Ascomycota; Sordariomycetes; Hypocreales; Nectriaceae
Exons: 1
Coding region: 1-438 (145 amino acids)
Biological process (GO): transmembrane transport
Cellular component (GO): membrane
Molecular function (GO): myo-inositol:proton symporter activity
Source: RefSeq, a predicted model, not a curated record